AUGGCGCAGCCAGGGUCCAAGUUCAUCUUCCUGCCACCAGGCCCCAUGCACUUUGGCUGGACAAGGUCUACGUGCGUCCAGUUGGGCGAAGAUCCGAAGCCUGGAGACCUGAUUGAGAUUUUCCGCGUUGGCUACCAGCACUGGGCCAUCUACGUGGGAGACGGCUACGUGGUCCACCUGGCGCCUCCGAGCGAGUACCCCGGCGCCGGCUCCUCCAGUCUCUUCUCGGUGCUGAGCAACCGGGCGGUGGUGAAGCGGGAGCUGCUGAAGGAGGUGGUGGGUGACUGCCGCUACCGGGUCAACAACUACCUAGACCACAAGUAUCCGCCGCUCCCCGUGUACCAGAUCAUCAGCGUGGCCAAGGAGAAGGUCGGGGAGGAGAUGUCGUAUUCCGUGUACUCAAAAAACUGUGAGCACUUUGUCACGAAUCUGCGCUAUGGCAAGUGUCACUCUGGGCAGGUGGAGACUGUGGAGACCGCGGCUUACGUGACAAUGGGACUUGGAGUUCUGGGUGCCCUUGGCUACUCCGUCAUGAGAAAACGCCCUCAGAACCAGUGAUGCCCACAGGCACCACGGAGGCGGGGCUGAGGCUUGACCCAAACCCUGGGCAGCCGCAGUCGUGCCAGUCCUCUGUCUCAUUGACUGGCGGUGGGACUCCUGGGUCUGCAGAGGAAGAAAUAGAAAUGUCUCCACUUCUCCCUGGGAAGGACUUCCUCUCUGCCUCGGAGUUCCCUCUGAACUGGAAACGAAGAGCUCAUUGAUUCCGGCUCUGGAGCUCCAAACCACAUUUUCUGACUUUCUGUUUCAGGGAGUUGUUUAUGUUUUCUUUUUGGGGUCUCCCACCCAGUGAUGCUGAGGGAUUAUUCCUUGCGGUAAUUCAUAAGGGAUGACAGGGAUUGGGGGAUCAUAUGGGAAAUGGGGGAUUGAACCUGGGUUGGCCACGUGCAAAGCAAACACCUUGCCGGACUAUCACUCUGGUCUGGAGAUACUUUCUAAGAGCUCAUGUCUGACUCUUCCCAGUGCAGGGGGCAGGGGGAUCCUCUGAGUGGUAAUGUCACAGUGACUCAAUCCAAUGGCAUUAAGGGGUCACCCUACAUUAUUCUAGGUGCAUGUGGCCUUGCUCACUUGUGGGAAAUCGACCCCUAACAACAACAACAGUAAAACCAGAACAUCCUCUGGGUUUAGUUAGUUUAGACGUGAGAUCAACAAAUGUGUGCCCAGGAAAGAAUAGAAUAGGAAAAUAUCAUGA
Sorex araneus (European shrew) is the source of this 1249-nucleotide messenger RNA. It is a transcript of the gene PLAAT4, whose product is annotated as phospholipase A and acyltransferase 4. Lineage: Eukaryota; Metazoa; Chordata; Mammalia; Eulipotyphla; Soricidae. Gene Ontology annotation, molecular function: A2-type glycerophospholipase activity; glycerophospholipid phospholipase A1 activity. Gene Ontology annotation, cellular component: cytoplasm. The coding region runs from base 1 to 558 and encodes 185 amino acids. Gene Ontology annotation, biological process: N-acylphosphatidylethanolamine metabolic process. The transcript has 5 exons. The record is from RefSeq and is a predicted model, not a curated record.